GAUGCAUCGACAUGGACGCAGGUUACGACAACCAUGUUCGUCUUUGGCGGCUCUCAGAUCACCGAACCAUUGCCAUCUUCCAGCACCCAGCCUUGACGGUAUGCGUCAGUUUCACCAUGGACGGCAAGCACCUCCUCGGUGGAGGUGAAGAUAAGAUGGUAUCAGAGUUGAUUUCCUACUACCCCUUCGCGAUCUCAUCUCGCGUCCUUUUGGUGGCCAAGCUCGAGUCUCUGAUUCAAAGAUCCUCACCAUCAACACCACCGCUCGCAAUGCAUGCACUACGAGGGACUUGUCAAUGUCUACCACUGAAGAGUUAUUCACACAAGAGAUCUCAAAAUUGAACAGUGCUGUCGACACGCAAACACAAAAGCCGCGCGAGCAGUAUAUUGGUGUCUCUGAAGCGGAAGGUGUAAUUCGAAACAUCAUUAAAGUUCAGCUGGAAACCGCCCCCCUUCGUCUAGUAAACACUGCCACCGGGCUCUUAUGUGCCCGAGAAGUGCAGAUAUGUAUGUUCGAAGCCAGCACAGAGUACAAGGAACUUCUGUUAUGGACUAUGAAGCAUCCAGCCCUGAACCGCAUUGUAGAAGCGGUGGUGACGUACUUUCGUUGGGCCAUGCUAUCGCAUAGGUGGGAAGUGACAGAGCCGCUGCUGUACGACAUCCAGGACAAGGUCGUGUACAAGUUGAAAUCAGGUGGCGGUUUGAGUAUCGCGAAGUUGCAGUCAUUCUGCAAAACCGCUCGUGAUGUAGGGUAUCACUGGGCGUGGGUUGAUACAUGUUGCAUCGACCAGAAGAACAGUGUUGAGCUUCCGCCGUUGUCCAAGUCUGGCGCGUUGGCGAAGAGCGCUUGGAACUCCCGAGGAUGGACUGUCCCAGAAUUCCUUGCUCCUAAGGUCAUUCGCUUCUACCAACAAGAUUGGUCUCUAUAUCUUGACGACCACACCCCCAAUCACAAGGAAUCCAUCAAAAUCAUGGAUGAGUUGGAGGAUGCGACGGGCAUAGGUGCACGCGCCAUUGUCGCCUUCCAACCGGGGAUGAGAGAUGCCCGAGAGAAACUCCAAUGGGCGUCAACACGUGUCACCACUGUGCCAGAAGACACUGCAUACUCAUUGUUUGGCAUCUUCGGCAUCCAAAUCCCUAUCCUCUAUGGCGAAAACAAGCAAAAUGCGCUUGGGCGGCUCCUACAGGAAAUCAUAGCUCAGUCGGGCGACAUUACUGCCUUGGACUGGGUCGGAAAACCUUCCGAGUUUAACAGUUGUCUUCCAGCUGACAUCUCCUCAUACGAAGCUCCGCCAUGCGCGGAGUCAUCUCUAUCCGAAUACCAGAUUCAGUUAUCGGUCUCCUCACUGCGAGAUGCUGUAGCUCUAGAGUCGGCCUGGAGAUUGUAUCAGACACUCGACUACCUGUCCGCUCCCUGUUUCGCGCACCGCCGGUUGCAUUUGCCAUGCAUCGUAUUCUCAGUCACAGAAGCCAGGCGGAACCCUGGUCCAGACCAGGAGACAUAUACAUAUGCAAUCAAGGCAGAUGGACUUCACGACCUGCAGAUCACCACGAAACACAAGUUCAUCCCAUUCUCGCAGGCAAGGCCGCUGCGAACCGGGCUGACGUUCUUGCUGGUCCGUCCAUGGAGUCGUCACCUGCUUGAGCUGCCUGAUGCUGCAGACGAUAUGCGGAGCGUGACAGAUUGGUCCAUACGAUCUCUGUUGCAUGACCGGCCCUCUGCAGAAAAUGAUCCGGUUUAUUCAGAGUCUCACUCGCGAGCAUUGCGAUUGAUGGUUCGCCUUGCGCAGCCUUUUGCCGCAUUUUUGCUAAUGCGGCAACACUCUGGAGAAUUCAAGAGAAUCGCUUCGGAUCGUGAUAUCCUUGCACAAGUCAAGGACAUCGCUUCUGUUCACGACACGAUGGGCAUCAGGACCAUAGAAAUUUCGUAGACGUAUGUGUUUUGUUUUGAAUACCAGAGAACUCCGAGCAGUUAUCAUUCUUACCCUCACGUCAUAUAUCCAUACAUAGAUACUGUAUAAUUUCCUUCAAAGCAGA
Messenger RNA from Suillus paluster, 2036 nucleotides. RefSeq lists its product as uncharacterized. The transcript is spliced from 5 exons. The record is from RefSeq and is a predicted model, not a curated record. The coding region runs from base 296 to 1930 and encodes 544 amino acids. NCBI's taxonomy places the organism in Eukaryota, Fungi, Basidiomycota, Agaricomycetes, Boletales, Suillaceae.